This is a messenger RNA of Ziziphus jujuba (common jujube), 1567 nucleotides long. Its product is annotated as lysine-specific demethylase JMJ32. The record is from RefSeq and is a predicted model, not a curated record. Gene Ontology annotation, molecular function: 2-oxoglutarate-dependent dioxygenase activity. The transcript is spliced from 5 exons. NCBI's taxonomy places the organism in Eukaryota, Viridiplantae, Streptophyta, Magnoliopsida, Rosales, Rhamnaceae. Bases 134 to 1348 code for a protein of 404 amino acids.
UUUAAUUGAAGUAAAAGGCGCCAAUAUCAAUUCCUGAUUUUGUGCCCUAACUUUCUAGUCACCUUCUUCUUCUUCUUCUUCUUCUUCUUCUUUUAUUGCUUUCUGGUAUUCCAAUGAAGCAAGCAAUAAUCAAAUGGGUUUCGUCUCUCGGCCUCUCGUAAUCGGUGGUGGGUUGUUGUCGUCGUUGACCAGUGCAGGUUGGUUCAGUUUAUUCCUCCCCAUCAGAGUUGAAGGCCAAAAAAUGGAGAUAGAGGCAUUGUGGGAGGAAGUGAGAGAGCUGAGCCUUGGGAACUCGGGAAAAGUAGAGCGCUUGGAAUCACCCCCGAGCCCCCUUCAAUUCCUAAGGGACUUUGUUUCCCAAAACAAGCCUUGCAUCAUUUCCAAUGCCAUCCACCACUGGCCUGCCCUCUCUAACUGGUCUUGUGAUUCCUACCUUGUUCAAGCUAUGUCCUCUUUUUCUUCUGACCAACUGAUCUCCGUCCACCUCACCCCUAAUGGCCGAGCAGAUGCCCUUGUUCCCCUCAAAGAAAAUGAUAAAUCCAAAGAUGCCUCAUCAUCAUCCACAUGCUCUGAUUCCCUCUGCUUUGCCUCAGCUCAUGUUCAGCGCAUGCCAAUCCAUGAAGCUCUCAGCCUCAUCAGCUCUGGCGGUAACAGCAAACAAAUACAUUCCAAAGUCGUGGCUUAUGCUCAGCAGCAGAAUGAUUGCUUUAGGUCUGAGUACUCGGCCCUGGCCCCAGACUGUGACCCCCACAUCCACUGGGCCACGGAAGCUCUUGGCUGCCUUCCUGAGGCUGUCAACCUCUGGAUUGGCAACCAUCUUUCAGAGACUUCUUUCCACAAGGACCACUAUGAGAAUCUCUAUGCUGUUGUCACUGGCCGCAAGCACUUCCUGCUUCUUCCUCCUACUGAUGUCCAUCGUAUGUACAUCCGUGAAUAUCCUGCAGCCCAAUAUUCCUAUUUUCAGGAAACUGAACAAUUCAGAUUGGAAUUGGAGAAACCCCUGAGAUAUGUGCCUUGGUGCAGUGUGGAUCCUUACCCUUCUCUAGAAACCAAAGAUGGGCAGAUGUCCAAAUUUCCUUUGUAUUUUAAUGGCCCAAAGCCAUUCGAAUGUACUGUCUAUCCUGGAGAGAUUCUUUACUUGCCAAGCAUGUGGUUUCAUCAUGUUAGACAAAGUCCAGAUUGCCAAGGCCGCACCAUUGCCUUAAACUAUUGGUAUGAUAUGCAGUUUGACAUCAAGUAUGCUUACUUCAACUUCUUGCAGUCUAUUCAUCACCCAUCAAUUGAAAAUGGCAAACUGACCAAGUUAGAGAAUGAGGAUUCAGAAUCUGAUGACUUUUCAUGUAGUUGAUGAAAUUAUUUGGCUGCUCACAAUUUUAGCACUUUUUGAGAGUGAAAACUUGCUUUGUGCAACUAUUGCCUGGUAUGAUUUGUUAAAUAAUAUUUCUUCCAUUUCUUUUUUUUUUUUGGUUGUCCUACAUAUAUAAGCUUAGCGAUUCUAUGUAAGAGAUCGUUUCUGUUAAUUUAUAUAAGAAAAUGACAUAACACGUAUUCUGAAAUGGGAACUUCA